Ziziphus jujuba (common jujube) is the source of this 1075-nucleotide messenger RNA. Its product is annotated as high mobility group B protein 7-like. The record is from RefSeq and is a predicted model, not a curated record. The transcript has 8 exons. Lineage: Eukaryota; Viridiplantae; Streptophyta; Magnoliopsida; Rosales; Rhamnaceae. The coding region runs from base 206 to 835 and encodes 209 amino acids.
UUAUUCGCGGUAACCAAAUUUGAGAAAAUCCAAAAUUUCCCACUCCCAUAAACAAUUCAAAAAUCUUUCACAUUUAUAUUUAUAAUCCUUCUUGGUUUUCUCAUUAUAUUCUACUCUCUCUCUCUCUCUCUCUCUCUCUCUGUGUGAAAAGCUCAAUUCCUCUCUGCAAUUUUUUGAACUCAAAGAAAGAAGAAGAAGAAGAUUAAUGGGAGGUGGGUCUUUGAAAUCGAACCCAGCAAAGGCGAGGAAAAGAGUGGAAGCCACAGAUGAGUCUGGUGCUGGUCCUUGUCUCGUUCGCGGCAAAGAUGGCAGUGCUUUUGCCCGAUGCGAGGAGUGCAAUAAGGAUGUCCCAGUGGCGUUGAUCAACUUUCACAGUUGCAGCCUCGAUGCGAAAAUCAAGAUGAACCUUGAGUCUCAAGUUGUUGAAAAGCCAACAGAGGCCAAGAAGGCUAGUGAGAGAAAUAAAUCCACAUCCAAGGAACCGACAGCAAAGAGAGCCAAAAAUGAGAAGGCAAAGAAGGGCAAGAAUUCAAACAAGCCCAAGCGACCUCCCACUGCAUUUUUCCUCUUCAUGGAUGACUUUAGAAAAGAAUUCAAGGAAGCUAAUCCCGAUUCUAAGGGUGUUAAGACGGUUGCUAAGGAGGGUGGAGCCAAGUGGAAGUCUAUGACAGAUGAGGAGAAGAAGCAAUAUACUGAUAAAGCUGCUGAGCUUAAAGCAGAGUAUGACAAGGCAUUGGAGAGUGACAAUGCUGAAGAUGGAGAUGUUGACGAAGGUACAGAGAAGGAAGAAGCUGAGGAUAAUAAGGAAGUGGAGGAAGUGUCUGAUGAAGAGUAGGAUUUUGGUGGUGUUUGAAUUUUCAUAUUAUGUCUAUUUGAUGGAGAAAAUUGAUUUGAUGCCUUGUAAAUUUUGGAAGUUGGCUUAUUAAUGAAGCUGAAAAUAUAGAUCUUAGGUUAUUUCUUAUAGUAACAUAGUCCUUUAAUUUUGGCUUUUUGGAUCAUUGAAUGCUUGAUAACUACUUAACUACUUGCUUUAAUCUUCAUUUUGGAAUAUUAAAAUGGUUCUAACUUGAUGUUA